Messenger RNA from Elgaria multicarinata webbii, 1368 nucleotides. It is a transcript of the gene GAS2, whose product is annotated as growth arrest specific 2. The record is from RefSeq and is a predicted model, not a curated record. Gene Ontology annotation, molecular function: actin filament binding; microtubule binding; cytoskeletal adaptor activity. The transcript has 8 exons. Bases 220 to 1164 code for a protein of 314 amino acids. Lineage: Eukaryota; Metazoa; Chordata; Lepidosauria; Squamata; Anguidae. Gene Ontology annotation, biological process: actin crosslink formation. Gene Ontology annotation, cellular component: actin filament.
UCUAUGUGGACUGAUGAAAUGUAGGAAAUCUGUUUCUGGCGGGGAAAAAAAAAAGGUUUCCCAAAGAGAGCACCAAGUACAGAGAGAUCAGAAGUAUGAAGAGUGGCAGUGGUGCUGUUGCUGCUGCUGCACUGCUGAGGCGAGGAGACCAGGACCGGCUGCGAGAGGCGAAGAGCGGCGGGGCAUUUGCACAGAGAAAGUAGCACCAGUGGUGAAAGGAUGUGCACUGCUCUGAGCCCAAAGGCCCGAGGCCCCGGCCUUUCCGACAUGCACCAGUAUAGUCAGUGGCUGGCCAGCAGGCAUGAGGCUAAUUUGUUACCAAUGAAGGAGGAUUUGGCACUCUGGCUGACAAACUUGCUAGGAAAAGAAAUAACAGCUGAAACCUUCAUGGAGAAACUGGAUAACGGUGCUCUGCUCUGUCGGCUAGCAGAGACAUUACAGGAGAAAUUUAAAGAAAAUUGCAUUGAGGUCAACAAGUUUGGGAAGAUAAUGCCAGUGAGGAAAAUUCCAUGCAAAGCCAAUGCACCAUCUGGAUCUUUUUUCGCUCGGGACAAUACAGCAAAUUUCUUAUCCUGGUGCAGAGAUGUGGGAGUGGAUGAUACGUGUCUAUUUGAAUCCGAGGGUUUGGUCCUCCACAAGCAGCCCAGAGAAGUGUGCCUUUGUUUGCUUGAACUUGGAAGGAUUGCUGCCAGGUUUGGCGUGGAGCCUCCUGGAUUAAUAAAGCUGGAGAAAGAGAUUGAACAAGAAGAAACACUUUCGGCCCCUCUUCCAUCCCCUUCACCUUCUCCAUCAAAGUCGCCUGUCAAAAAGAGCACAGGAAAACUCCUGGAUGAUGCGGUCAAACAUAUUUCUGAAGAUCCUCCAUGUAAAUGCCCUAGUAAAUUUUGUGUGGAGCGUCUUUCACAAGGAAGAUACAGAGUUGGAGAGAAGAUCCUUUUCAUCAGGAUGCUCCACAACAAACAUGUGAUGGUUCGUGUAGGAGGAGGAUGGGAGACAUUUGCAGGGUACUUGCUGAAACAUGAUCCAUGCCGAAUGCUGCAGAUCUCUCGAGUGGAUGGGAAAACAUCCCCAAUCCAGAACAAGUCUCCGACCAUCAAGGACAUGAAUCCAGACAGCUACUUGGUUGUUUCUGCCCAUUACAAAACCAAAAAGGAGAUUAAGUGAAAUUGCCUUCUCAUUUCAUUGGGGACUCUGUAUAUGUAGGCCCACGCUAUCUUCUCAAGUGUAGUCAAAUUAGUUGGCGCUUUUAAAGGACUUCUGAAAAUUACACGCAGACUGGAAAUGACAACCCAUUUUGUGGAUUGUUGAACUGUAGAACUAUUUAUUUCUAGUACUGUACCUUUUUAUAGCAAGUUACUCUUGAUAGGU